Messenger RNA from Zalophus californianus (California sea lion), 5414 nucleotides. RefSeq names its product capping protein inhibiting regulator of actin dynamics (gene CRACD). The record is from RefSeq and is a predicted model, not a curated record. Bases 38 to 4357 code for a protein of 1439 amino acids. The transcript is spliced from 12 exons. Lineage: Eukaryota; Metazoa; Chordata; Mammalia; Carnivora; Otariidae. Gene Ontology annotation, biological process: negative regulation of barbed-end actin filament capping; maintenance of gastrointestinal epithelium.
UCUACCUGUGAUAACUUACCAGGUAGAAGAAUCUCAUAUGUUUGAUUGGGAAACUUUAGACUUCAGUCAGCCCAGAAGAAAUGAUAACAAGGCAGCUCUACCCAUAGAUAGGCACAGAGGAUCAGACAAGAAGAAAGGAGGUAAAUUCCAGCCUUUUAAGAAGUUGUUUGGCAGAAGGAAAAAGAAAGACGCUUUGUGGUCCCAGGAGGCGUCAGCAGGGAAUAAGAAUCACUCUCCGCAGAGUGUCAGCAAUGGGAACUUCUCUUCAGAUGAGGAGACCUUGGAAGACAAUCUGAGGUCCUUCAACUAUUCUAUGGGAACCCGGGCAUUUUCCCAUGACAGUAUUUUUAUCCCUGAUGGGGGAGCAGAAAGUGAGCAGACAGUUCAAGCAAUGUCACAGGACAACAUCCUGGGCAAAGUCAAAACUCUUCAGCGACAGUUGAGCAAAAACAUCAAGUUUGGGCGGCCACCACCCACUGCCAUUCCCAUGAAGAAGGCAGACAGUGGUGAGGCUAGCUUAGAAGAGGAUCUGUUCCUGACCAGUCCCGUGGAAAUUGUGACUCACGAGGACAUCAUCCUCUCAGACACCGAGAACAAACCCAGUGACACUCCAAGUUCUCGGAGUCCUCCGAAUCGGCCUGGAGCCAGAAGUGAGAUGGAAGAGAAGGUGGCUCCAGUUAAACCGUCUCGGCCAAAAAGGCACUUCUCUUCUGCUGGAACCAUCGAAAGUGUCAACCUAGAUGCCAUCCCCCUGGCCAUCGCUCGCCUGGACAACAGUGCCGCCAAGCACAAAUUGUCCGUAAAGCCAAAAAACCAGAGGGUGUCCAAGAAGCACCGGUGGCUUGCCAGGGAUCGACCAAAUGAACAUGGUGGCCUUCCGCGUCAGCCCUCCCUGGACCAGAACGGACACUCUGGAGAAGACAAGCCAAUUUGGCACGAAGAGGAACCAGAGCUGCUAGACUCUGAAGAAGAGAAGAGAUGCCAAGAAGAAUACUGGCUAGAGCUUGAGGCCAAAUGCAAACGGCAGAAGGCCGAGGCAGCUGAGAGGAGACGUCUGGAAGAGCAGAGACUCCAGGCCUUGGAGAGGAGGCUUUGGGAAGAGAACAGAAGCCAAGAGCUCUUGGAGGAGGAAGGAGAGGACGAGCAGGGAGAGGAGACAGAACUACAGCUGGAGGCAGGAAAGAGGCCGCACGAAGAGGAGAGGCAGAGACUGGGAGAGCAAGGUGGCCAAGGCCAAGAGCCGAGGGAGCAAGAGGAAGGAAGGCACCCGGAGGCCCAAGAGCAGGCGGUGUGCGGCGGGCAGGAGGCGGAGAAGCAGCGGCAGCUACAGGAAGAAAAAGAACUGAAGGAGCUCAGGAGGCAUGGGGAGGAGGAGCAGCGGCGGCGGGAGGAGCAGCACAGGCGGAUGGAAGAGGAGCAGCGGCAGCGGGAGGAGGAGCAGCAGCGGCGGCUGGAAGAGGAGCAGCGGCGUUUGGAAGAGGAGCAGCGGCGGCGGGAGGAGGAGCAGCUGCGUUUGGAAGAGGAGCGGCGGCGGCGGGAGGAGGAGCAGCGAGAAUGGGAGAAGCGGCAGCUGGAAGAGGAACAGCGCCGGCAGGAGGAGGAGGAGCAGCGGGAAAGGGAGGAGCAGCGGGAAAGGGAGGAGCAGCGAGAAUGGGAGGAGCAGUGGCGGCUGGAAGAGGAAGAGCGCCGGCGGGGGGAGGAGCAGCGGCGGCUGGAAGAGGAAGAGCGCCGGCGGGAGGAGGAGCAGCAAGGAUGGGAGGAGCAGCGGCGGCAGGAGGAGGAGCAGCGGCGGGGGCCGGAGGAAGCGGCCAAAGGAAGGGCGGAGCUGGGGAAGCGUGAGGAAGUGGACGCCGCGAGGCGGCAGGAAAUGGAGCGUUGGGAAGCCGCGAGAGUGCGCGAGGAGAGGUGGCCGCAGCUGGACGACAAAAGGGGCUUGAGCCCACUUCACGUCGACUUUGCAGAGAAACCUGGGAAACGAGAGCACCUGCAGCCCGAGAAGCAACGAGAAAGCUCCGAGGAAUCCAGGAUUUGCGAGAAGCAGAGUCAGGAGGCCGAGGCAGCCGGCGAGCUGCAGGGACGGCGCGGGGCUGGUCCUGGGCAUGGCCGUCGUGCUCGUCCGGAACAGAGACCAGAAACUAGCGCGCAGCCUCCCCAGAAACACCAGGCGCAAGUGGAAGAGACUCCCGGGGAGAGAAAGGACGCCGCCUUUCAGACAGACAGAAAGGGGGAGGAACUCCGGUGGCAGGAGGUGGACGAGAGGCAGAGCAUGCCCAGGCCCUACACUUUCCAGGUAUCAUCGGGAGGGAAACAGAUUCUCUUCCCCAGAGUCAAUUUGAGCCCAGUGACACCCGUGAGAGAUGCGGGACUGGCCUCCGCUCCCCACGCGCCGAAGAACCCCCGAGCCAGCCCGGCCGCCCAAGCCCUGCCCUCCUCCCUGAGUGUCCCCCACACAGCCAUUCUGGUGACGGGCGCGCAGCUUUGCGGCGCGGCGGUCAACCUGAGCCAGAUCAAGGACACGGCAUGCAAGUCUCUCCUGGGCUUGUCAGAAGAAAAGAAGCACGUGGAUGUCCCUGCGCUGGAGAACGCAGCCCGCGCGCCUGUCGAGCCCCGGGCAGGCAGCGGGAAGGUCAGGGCCCCCCAGGAGUCUCCGAGCAGUGUGGCCGCGCUAGCUGAGUGGGCUUCCAUUCGGUCCAGGAUCCUGAAGAGCGCGGAGGGUGAGCCGCGCAGCGAGAGAGGCCGGUCUCGGCCCGGUGAUGAGCACGCUCCCAGGGCCCGCAGUGAUUCCCGCGGGAACCUCCGGAAGACCCCCCCAGUAAGUGCGAAGUUCUCUAUUAUGCCCGCUUGGCAGAAAUUCUCUGACGGUGGCACCGAGACCUCCAAACACAACACAGAAGCAGAGAGCAUUAGAAAAAGACCCUCGCCGGGAGCCGGCGACGGAUCGGUGCCCCAACCCCUGGCUACUAAUGAGCUCCCCAAGGGCGCGGAGAAACCAGAGCCAGCAGACACCACAGAGGGGUGCAAAUUUGCCAAAGACCUCCCGUCUUUCCUUGUCCCAAGCCCUGCUUACCCGCCUCACAAAGCCGUGGCCCAUGCAGAGCCCAUGGCCGCUUCGGACAGUGAGACCACCAGCGGGAGAGGAAAGCCAGACCCCUCGAUGCCUGGCCAGGAGGAAAAAGCCUCACCUUUCGGAAUAAAAUUGAGAAGGACCAACUACUCCUUGCGCUUCCACUGCGACCAACAGACAGAACAGAAGAAGAAGAAAAGGCACAGCAGCACCGGGGACAAUGCCGAUGGCAGCCCACCCGCACCAGGGAGCGCAAAAGGAGAGGGGACGGAAGCCGUGGCCCCCAAGCAUGGCCCGGCCCUGCCCCCCGAGAGGAAGCCAGCCCUGUCCGCCUGGAAGGACUCGGCCACAAGAGCCCACCCUUCUUCCGCGGCCCCGCCGGCCGGCAGCCAGACCCCCGCCGCAGAGCACGACAAGGCGGCCAACAAAAUGCCCCCGGCGCAGAAGCCAGCGCUGGCCCCCAAGCCCGCCGGUCACACGCCCCCCUCGUCCCCACUCUCCAAACUGAGCAGGCCCUACCUGGUAGAGCUGCUGGCCCGCCGCGCGGGGAAGCCGGACCCGGAGGCUCCCGAGAGCAAUGAGCCCCGGCCGCCGCCGCCGCCGGCGUCCGCGGAGCUGAGGCGGACGCACCAGAGGGAGGAGGAGGAGGAGGAGGAGGAGGAGGAGGAGGAAGUGGAGGAAGUGGUGGAACUGGAGCGCAAACCCGCUUCCCCGGCCCUGCCGGCCGCUCGGCCGGAGAAGCCUUCCCAAACCCCCGAGGCCGGGAGGAAAGAAAAGCCGGUUCUUCAGAGCAGGCACUCUUUAGAUGGCUCCAAACUUGCGGAGAAAGUUGAAACGGUGCAACCACUGUGGAUAACAUUAGCACUGCAGAAGCAGAAGGGGUUUCGAGAGCAGCAAGCAACUCGAGAGGAGAAGAAGCAAGCCAGGGAGGCCAAACAGGCCGAAAAGCUCUCCAAAGAGAACGUCAGUGUCAGCCCACAGCCUGGAAGCAGCAGCGUGAGCAGGGCGGGGUCCCUGCACAAGCCCACCACCCAGCCGGAAGAGAAGAAGCCAGAGACGGCAGCGUCCAGGCUUGAGCGCAGAGAACAGCUGAAAAAGGCCAACACCCUUCCUACAUCUGUGACAGUGGAGAUCUCGGAUUCAGCCCCUGCCGCACCGCUGGUGAAAGAAGUCACAAAGAGGUUCUCAACCCCAGAUGCUGCCCCCGUGUCAACAGAACCAGCCUGGCUGGCUUUGGCCAAAAGGAAAGCCAAGGCCUGGAGCGACUGUCCACAGAUCAUUAACUCUGGAUAAUACCCCAGUAAGGGUGGAGAACAGGGGCAGCAGUCAGGUCACUGAUGAAGAAUCCUAGAUGAGCCCACCGCUCCUGGCUCACGGAGCACCGAGCACAUACGAAGUAGGAGAAGAUACCUCAGUUACAAAGUUUCUCUUAAAGUCUCCAAAAGUAAAAGAGGACGCUGCGGACAGCACGGUUGGUCGCAGCACCCCCAGCAACUUUUAAAGGGUACAUGUUUAGUAUUUCAUGUAAAAUAACUCCAAAUUUGCACUAAAUACCAAUGAAGUGUUAUUUUGCUUUAGUUGCGUUGCAGUCUUUUCUGAUCAACAAACUAUGGGGGAAAUUCUGUAAAAAGACUUUUUUUUAAAUGAAUAAUUGCGAUGUUAAAUUUUUUUUUUUUAACUUAAACAUACACUUCUCUUGGCAAAGGUAACAGAUUAAUCUCUGUUCAUAAACAUAUAUAUAUAAAAUGAGCUUUUUGUUUACUUUUUUAAUUUUUCAAGUGCAAUUCUUACACAUUAAGUUAUUUUAGCCAGUUAUCAGCAAAUUAUAGUAUGUAUUGUCUCUUCUUGUGACAUUUAGUUUAAUUGCUUAUUUUAAAGCAGAAACAUUAGUUACAAGUGUCUUGCCAUAUUUUUACCAAUAAUAAAAUUAAGUAGAAACGAUGGAAAAUAGUGUGAUUUUAAUAUUAUUUUGAGAUUUUUGGUUUUGGUAUAAAGAUUUAAUGUAAAAUGUCCACUAUUGAAGGAAAGUGAUCUUUCAAUAAAAAAUACCUAUGAGAUCUUCAGCAUUGACGUAAUUUCCUUUUCAAGUUGAAGUUUUUGCCAAUUUCAAUGACCAUCUAAAAGCAAGCUCAUAUUUACAUAACUUUUGUUGAGAAAGAAACAUUUAAAGGCAUUUUAUGUGCUACCUUCUAUUUUUUACUAGAUGUCAUAAAGUAAUGAGUAGGGGCAAAUAAAAUGUUUAUCUCAAUCCUAAAUUGGAAUUGAAUGGUCUGCAUCUCAGAGAAAAUACCACCACACAGCCUCCUUACUCCACAUGUGAGCUGUAGAACCCAGCGAUGGCUGGGGCUGA